This is a messenger RNA of Glycine soja, 1158 nucleotides long. RefSeq names its product NDR1/HIN1-like protein 13. Bases 259 to 1017 code for a protein of 252 amino acids. Gene Ontology annotation, cellular component: plasma membrane. The record is from RefSeq and is a predicted model, not a curated record. The transcript has a single exon. Lineage: Eukaryota; Viridiplantae; Streptophyta; Magnoliopsida; Fabales; Fabaceae.
ACACACACCCGUCAUAACAAAGCUGUACGAACUCCCAAAAAAUAACAAGCAAAACGUCCCCAUCCAUGCAUGCGUUGUGCGCUUGAGUUUUCCACGCUGUCACAACCCCCAAUAUCUCAUUCAAACCCCUAACCCCCCAAACUAAUUCUCUUCGCAUGCAAGCAAUCGUUGAACUCGUUCGUCCACGAACAAGCCGCGUCGUAGUCAUUCACACUACGCGCGCACGUUAGCCCCUUCAGCGGGCGUGCGAUUGCUUGCAUGACAAUGGAGGGGCACGCCGACCACAACUCCGCCGUGUUUCCGCCACCUCCUGGCCGCCACGCCCCAGCCGCAGGCACGUACAUCGUGCAGUUCCCGAAGGACCAAGUGUACCGCGUUCCACCACGCGAGAACGCGUUGAUCGUGGAACAGUACCGCAACCCGGCCACCGCGAAAAAAAGACGCGGCGGUUGUUGUUGCUGUUGCAACCGUCGUGUCUUGAUAACCUUCGCUCUCGUGGUUACCGCAAUCGUUGCCGUGGUUGGCAUCACGUUGGCCACGUUGUACUUUAUUUUCAGCCCCGCGGGUCCCAAGUUUACUGUCUCCCAUGUGGCGGUGAAUAGGAACAACAAGAACUCGCAGGGGGCGGCGGCGCAGUAUGAGGUUUCGUUGAGAGCGAGGAAUCCGAACGAGAAGUUGGCGAUUCAGUACCAGGAAGGGGACGUGUCGCUGUUGUUGUUCGAUGAGAGUAAGGUUGCCGAGGGGAAGUUUCCAACGUUGGAGCAAGGGGGAGGUGAGGCGAGUGAGGUUAAGCUUGAGCUGACCGGAUCCAGUGGAGCGUUUCCCAGGGGAAUGCAUGGUGGGGACGCAGCCGUGGAUUUGAAAUUGGAGAUCAAACUUGCGAUAAGGAUUAGGACCGCGGGUCUCGAAACGUGGGGUAUGAGCUCCAAUGUGGCGUGUCAGUUUAAGGUCAGUGGUCUCGGUAACGACACGAGAAUCUUGUCACAACAAUGUGAUACCAAAUUCAAGCAAUAUUGAUUAAUUGAAGAAUAUUGGUUAAUUAACAUUUAGGAUCAUGGGAUGGGAUUGGGAUAUGUGUCUUAUUGUUGUAGCAUGGCAAACACUGCACUUAAACCAUGAUGUCAUCCUUCUCUGUCUUCUUUUCAGCUUAAUUUGUUA